GGUGUUCUAUGGAUGGCUAAGGAAAAGCUUAGUUGGCACUGAUCCCUCCUUUCCAUAUAGACGUAGCUUACAUUAGGCAGCAAAUAGUGUGUUAUGCAUCGUAAAUAGUGCGUGUUUACAGAGCAUAGUGGAUGCAUGUUUAGCCAUGCGAUGAGGCCAGUGCACUUUGCAAGACUUGUGCUGCAGAGAGCCUCCGCAGAUCCCACGACCUGUUGCUGACAAGCUGGGAGAAGGAGAGGUGAGCGCCGCUUGAGAAGGGUAGCCUACUGCCUUGGAGACGAGAGCCGGUGGUUUCUUCACCCGGGAAAUCAUGCAGUUUGCAAUCUGGCUGGUUGGACUAAUGUGUCAUCUGUCAGCACUUGUCCGGAACUCCUUGGAAUACCGAUUGCAUCCGAAACAAGAAAGUUUCAUCAAACAGUUGUCAUCCUAUGAAAUUAUCACCCCGCUGCGGAUAAAUGAUUUCGGAGAAUCAUUCACCCACAAGUUUCACUACAAAAGGAAACGGAGAAGUGUUAAUUCUGAUUAUUCGGAUGGUUUAAGUGCUCACUACAGAAUUGAGGCAUUCGGACAACGCUUUCAUCUCAAUCUAACCGCCGACUCCGGUUUUAUUGCCCCCACGUACACUGUGACACAUUUGGGAGCGGAACACAGCAACGCAACGGAGUCCCAACAACAAGAAGACAGCGAUAUGCGGCACUGCUUUUUCCGCGGACACGUCAACGCCAAGAUUGAAUCCACUGCAGUCUUCAGUCUGUGCACUGGUCUUAUCGGGACUUUUACCACCCAGCAUGGUGAAUACUUCUUAGAGCCCCUGAUGAAGGCGGAGGAGGGGGAGGAGUACGACGAGGAGCACAACAAACCUCACCUCGUCUACAGACAAGACAGGAAGAGGAGAGAGGGCACUGCCAGUGAACCCACGCAACCCUGUUCAGCCUCAGGGGAAGGAUCGGAAAGACCAGUUGUCAAUCUUCAGAGCGAUAGGAGUAUGGGAGAAGAGUUGGAUUCCCUGAGAGAUAGAAUGGACAUCCACCACGAGAUAGACCACACAACAGAACACCACGUAGGCAACCACACCACCAACUCUUCUGACCCCCGUCACAGAGCCCCGUCCAGGCAGAAGAGGUUCCUCUCGUACCCCCGCUACGUGGAACUGAUGCUGACUGCUGACGUCAAGAUGGCGCGCCACCACGGACGCAACCUCGAGCACUACAUCCUAACAAUCAUGUCAGUAGUUGCUGCAGUCUACAGCGACCCAAGUGUAGGAAACCUCAUCAACGUCAUGAUUGUCAAGCUGAUCGUCAUCCACAAUGAACAGGAUGGGCCCUCAAUCAAUUUCAAUGCUGCUACUACCCUCCACAACUUCUGUGUCUGGCAACAGACCCAAAAUGUCCAGGACGACAGUCACCCUUCCCACCACGACACUGCACUCCUCAUAACAAGGGAAGACAUCUGCCGAGCGAAAGACAAGUGUGACACAUUGGGGCUGGCGGAGCUGGGGACCAUGUGUGACCCGUACCGGAGCUGCUCCAUCAGCGAAGAGAACGGACUCAGCGCUUCAUUCACCGUCGCUCACGAGCUGGGCCAUGUGUUCAACAUGCCCCACGAUGACAACCCCAAAUGCAGGGAGGCAGGCAUGAAGCACCAGUAUCACGUCAUGGCGCCCACCCUCAACUACGACACCAGCCCCUGGUCCUGGUCCAAAUGCAGUCGCAAGUACAUCACAGAGUUUCUGGACACAGGGUAUGGAGAGUGCCUAUUGGACGAGCCAGUGAGCAGAACGUACGAGCUGCCCAACCACCUCCCUGGUCAGAUUUACAACGCCAACCGGCAGUGUGAGCUCAUGUUUGGCCCCGGCUCCAUGGUCUGCCCUUACAUGCACUGCAGACAUGGGAAGUGUGUGAACAAGGAGCUGGACCUGCGGCCGGUCCAUGGGGAGUGGGGCCCCUGGGGACCCUACAGUGUCUGCUCGAGGACCUGUGGAGGAGGCACCAGGAGCACCUCCAGAGACUGCAACAACCCUGAGCCCAGGAACAGAGGAAAGUUCUGUGUGGGUCGAAGGAUGAAGUUCCGGUCGUGCAACACUGAGCCGUGUCCCAGAGGACAAAGAGACUUCCGCGAGGAGCAGUGCUCUCAGUUUGACGGCAAGCACUUCAACAUCAACGGUCUACCUCCCACCGUCCGCUGGAUGCCCAAGUACAGCGGUAUUCUAAUGAAGGAUCGGUGCAAGCUCUUCUGUCGGGUUACCGGGACAAUGGCCUACUAUCAGCUGAAGGACCGUGUCAUCGACGGCACACCAUGUGGCCCAGACACCUACGACAUCUGCGUUCAAGGCCUCUGUCGGCAAGCAGGCUGUGACCAUGUGUUGAACUCCAAGGCGAAGAACGACAAGUGUGGAGUGUGUGGAGGGGACAACUCCUCCUGCAAAACCCUCGCUGGGACCUUCAAUGAUGCCGAGUAUGGUUACAACACAGUGGUGCGGAUCCCUGCAGGAGCCACCAACAUUGAUAUCAAACAGGUCAGCUACUCUGGGAAGCCGGAGGAUGACAACUACCUCGCUUUAUCUGACAGCCAUUCUAACUUUCUCCUGAAUGGAAACUUUGUGGUGGCCAUGUUCAAAAGGGAAAUCCCCUUCAAGGGAACCGUCAUUGAGUACAGCGGCUCGGACACCAAAGAGGAGCGCAUCAACUGCACUGAACGUGUUGAGGAGGAACUCAUCCUACAGGUCCUGUGUGUGGGGAAUCUGUACAACCCAGACGUGCGCUACUCGUUCAACAUCCCCAUCGAGGAGCACAGAGAACAGUUUGUGUGGGACCCCUCGGGCUCCUGGCUGGAGUGCAGCCGCAUGUGUCAGGGUGAGCGAUGGCGCAAGGCAGCGUGUGUGAGGAAGAGUGACCACCUGGGGGUUUCUGACCAGCGCUGUGAGCCUCUACCCCGUCCCAACGCUGCCACUGAGCCAUGUAACACUGACUGUGAACUCAGGUGGCACAUAGCAGGGAAGAGUGAGUGCUCUGCUAAGUGCGGCCCUGGCUACCGGACCAUGGACGUGCAGUGUAUGAGGUACAGCUCGCUGAAGAGGCAGAGUGAGAGGUUGGAGGGGAGGGCCUGUUCUGACCUACCCAAACCACAGGCCAGAGAGGCCUGCCAUGGGGACUGUCUGCUCAAGAGCUGGCAGUAUAGCACCUGGUCCCAGUGUUCUAAGACGUGUGGUCGCGGGGUUCGUACCAGGGACUCCUACUGUAUGAACAACCUGGGGAGGAGACUGGUGGACAGGGACUGUAGUGACUCCCUGAGACUGGUCACCGAGAGCUGCAACGACCAGGCCUGCCCUGGCUGGUCAGCCAGCGAGUGGAGCGAGUGCUUGGUGACGUGUGGGAAGGGGAUGAGGCACAGGCAGGUGUCCUGUAGCAUGGGGGUAGGAGAGGAGAAGCUGAGCGAACACUUCUGUGACCCGAACACUAAGCCUCCGGCUGUGGGGAGCUGUGAGCUGCCAGAGUGUGCCUCCUGGCAGGUCGGAGUCUGGGGACCGUGUGCGGUGACGUGUGGCCAUAGUUACCAGAUGCGGGCUGUGAGGUGUGUGUCAGGGGCGUAUGGUGACACGGUGGAUGACAGGGAGUGUAACGCUGCAUCCAGACCCAGGGACAGCCAGGACUGUGAGGUGGCACCGUGUCCCUGGGCCUCUCCUCAACACAGCACCGUCCGCCCUGACAGCUCUGGUCAGCUCUUCACACAGUGGAGAUACGGCUCCUGGACCACGUGCUCUGUCUCCUGUGGGAAAGGGAAGCGUGCCCGUUACGUCAGCUGUCGGGACGCCCAGGGUGGAGUGGCAGACGAGUCCUACUGUGCCCAGCUGCUCCGGCCCCCAGAAUCCUCAGCCUGCUUCAGCCCGUGUGGCCAGUGGCGCUCUUGGGAGUGGUCUCCUUGUUCAGUGACGUGUGGUGUGGGCCGGGCUACCAGGCAGGUGGUGUGCAGUAACUACCACCACCAGGUUGACGAGUCCUUCUGCGAUCAGGACGAGAGGCCCAGCACAGAGCAGGAGUGUACAGGCGGCCCCUGCCCCUCCGUGUACCGCCAGAGGCCCAACGACCAGCCCUACAGCCCCCACGACCCCGCCACCCACCCGGGACACAGCAGCUGGAACGUCCCCUCGGCAGACAACCAGUGGAGGACGGGACCCUGGGGAGGAUGCUCCAGUACGUGUGCAGGGGGCUUCCAGAGGAGGGUGGUGGUGUGUCAGGAUGCGGAGGGUCGCAGCACCAGCCACUGUGACCAGAGGGUCAAACCUGCAGAGUCCAAGAACUGCGACUCAGGACCUUGCCCUCUGUGGAACUACGGCGUCUGGGGAGAGUGUACCCAGACGUGUGGUGGAGGCAGGAGGACGCGCCAGGUGGUAUGCCAACGGCCCAACGGUCAAAGACUCAACGACCACAACUGUGACAUCCUGGACAAGCCUCCCGACGUGGAGCAGUGUAACCUGGACCUGUGCCCGGGCAGCGCAUCCUGGCACCGCCGACCAUGGAAGCCGUGUUCUGUGAGCUGUGGCCGUGGGACCAAGCAGCGGGAGAUAGCCUGUGUUUACUCAAACCAAACCCAAAUAGAGGAAGAUCACUGCAGUCAUCUGUCACGUCCCCGGACACAAAAGGCCUGCCGAGCCCGGGGAUGCCCCAGCUGGAAAGCCAACAGGUGGAGCGAGUGCUCUGUCCCCUGUGGAGUAGGGGUCCAGAACAGAGAAGUGUACUGCAGACUGAAGGGUACAGGACGGGUAAGAGAAGAGCUGUGUGGUGCCCACAACCAUCCUGCCACUGCCCAGCCCUGCCAGGCUACUGAGUGUCUCCAUUACACCUGGGCAGCCGGAGAGUGGCAAGAUUGUAACGUCACCUGUGGAGAGGGUAUGAGGAACAGGAAGGUUCUGUGCGUGAGGGCUGGGCUGACCCCUGUCCAGGACGCCCUCUGUGACCCCUCGUCUUGCCCUGCCCUGCGCCAGCCCUGCAGCGGAGCAGCCUGCCACUACACGUGGAUGACAGGGGAGUGGUCACAGUGCUCUACCAGCUGUGGAGUGGGCUACCAGCAGCGGAUAGUGUCCUGCUCCGUGAUGCCAUCCUCCCAGACCCUGCACCCAUAUGAUGCCCAGUCCUCUGCACAGUCCCGCCCCCACUGUCCAGAGCCCCACCCGCCUGGCACCAGACAGUGCCUCCUUAGGGACUGCACACAAGCUGCCUACUGGAAAGUUGGCCCAUGGAGCAAGUGCUCCCAGACGUGUGGAGCGGGAGUGAUGGAGCGCAGGUUGGAGUGUCUGGCCUCUAAAGGCCAACCGUCCAAACACUGCCGUCCAGCCGAGAGGCCCGAGCCACGGGCCGCCUGCCGAGAGAGAGAGUGUCAGCUGUUCAUGUCCUGCAGAGAGGUCCAGAUGAGACAGGGAGUGAGGAUGGAUGGGGAGUUCUACCUGAAGGUCAAGUCCAGGAUACUGCAGAUCUUCUGUGCUGAGAUGCAGACGGAUUUCCCUAAAGAAUACAUUACUCUGCGGAGUGGUCAGACAGACAACUACUCAGAGGUCUAUGGAUACAGGUUGCUGAACCCUUUUGAGUGCCCGUAUAAUGGCAGCAGAAGGCAGGACUGUGACUGCAGGAACGAUUACUCUGCAGCGGGAUACACUCUCUUCCACAAGGUCCGUCUGGACAUCAGCUCCCUGAGGAUAAUGAUCACAGACCUGCAGUUCUCUCAGACCCUGCUUGGCCGUCCCGUCCCGUUCGCCACGGCGGGAGACUGUUACAGCGCUGCCAAGUGUCCUCAGGGCCAGUUUAGCAUCAACCUCAUAGGGACUGGUCUGAAGGUGGCUGAGGCAACCAAGUGGACCUCACAGGGCAACUAUGUCUCUGUCAAAGUCCACAGAUCAGAGGACGGGGCAAGAAUCUACGGUCGCUGUGGUGGCUUCUGUGGGAAGUGCAUUCCCCAGCCUCACAACGGCCUGCUGGUUCAGGUCCAGUAAGGGUCGGAGCAACGUCAGACCAGACAGUGAAACAUACACCAGACCAGAGCUUCCGGGGAUCCAAUGCACUUCAUUUGUGAUUGUGCCCACUAACUCCUCCCUUCAUCACCCCUUCCUCCCCACCCGGCAGCUAGAACAUAGGGACAGCUCAAAGAAUCUACACUGAGUAUACCAAAUAUUAGGAACACCUUAGUAAUAUUGAGUUGCACCCCCCCCCCCCC
This is a messenger RNA of Salvelinus sp. IW2-2015, 6204 nucleotides long. The record is from RefSeq and is a predicted model, not a curated record. NCBI's taxonomy places the organism in Eukaryota, Metazoa, Chordata, Actinopteri, Salmoniformes, Salmonidae.